Molecule: messenger RNA, 2451 nt
Organism: Myzus persicae (green peach aphid)
Lineage: Eukaryota; Metazoa; Arthropoda; Insecta; Hemiptera; Aphididae
Product: rhodopsin-like
Exons: 12
Coding region: 501-2003 (500 amino acids)
Biological process (GO): G protein-coupled receptor signaling pathway
Cellular component (GO): membrane
Molecular function (GO): G protein-coupled receptor activity
Source: RefSeq, a predicted model, not a curated record
CCCGUGUUAGGACCGUUCCAGUCUGCGUUGAAUGUCGCGUGCAAACAGGUGCGAGGAUUUCGCUGCCGAUGACUCGAACACGUACAUGAAACGUAAGUUCUUUUACGCUCAUUACGGCUUGCAAAAUUGGUGCGUUCACUAUAGUAUACGGUGUACAACGUUGCCAUAAUAUAUGAAAAUAACGAAGAAGAUAUAUUAUCUUUCAGAUUUUUUAUAUCAACAAUACUUAGUCGUUCGAUAUGGUUGACAAAAAGUACACAAUUUCAUAUAGAGUAUAAAGAACAUGUGGGAGUAAAACAGAAGUAACGCACGCACGUGAGUCACACACAUUAAUGAUCAUUAUUUACUAGGUUUAUCAUGUGAGCUUUAAAAAAAUAUCCGUUUGGAGAAAAUCUUCGACAAUCAACAAUAAAAUGGAAAACUGGGCAAAUGAGGAGCUGGAAACAAGACAAAUGUGCUAAUAUUACCGACAAAAUAAAACCAAAAACCAAACGAUAUCAAUGUCGAACCACUUAACCAGUAUUAAUGCGAUGUGCAAAAAUGAAAGUAAAAAAUGUUACGGAGAUGAAGAUGGCAACGAAAAACUUACAAGUCCAAUGAUAUUUUUUUCAUAUGGUAUGCUGCUUACGGUAAUUGGCAUUGUGGGUUUAAUUGGAAAUGGUUUAGUUCUCAUCGUAUUUACCAGAUUUAGGAGGUUAAAAGGUCCGUUCUCGACAUUCGUAUUAAAUUUGGCCACUGCCGAUUUCGCAACUUCGAUCUUGCAUUUCAUGUCAGCAGUGUCUUCAUUCAAACACGAAUGGAUAUUUGACGAUAUAGGAUGCACAAUAUAUGCUUUCGGAGUGGGACAGUUUGGUUUGGUAUCGAUCGUCACUCUUUCCACCAUAGCGAUUGAAAGGUACCUAGUGAUCACUGCGAAACCCGUGUCGGGGUCUUGGAAGUUAACGAGACAGGGUGCGACAAGAGUGUGUGCGUUUGUAUGGAUAUACUGUUUGUCAAUAACAUUGCCGCCUAUUUUUGGUUGGUCAAAAUACGUAUUAGAAGGUUUCGAUACAUCAUGCUCGUGGGACUAUACGACCAGAACCGUCUCAAAUCGGUUAUUUUAUAUUUACAUGUUGGUGCUCGGAUUUGUUUUGCCGGUCUCCAUCAUUACAUAUUGCUAUAUAUUCAUUAUUGUGUCAAUACUCGACCACAAUAAAGAAAUGGCCGAUUGUAACACUAAUAUAGGACCGUUGGGCACAGAGAGUUGGGAUUACAGAUUAGCUUUAAAUGUCACCAGACGAGGUCAAGCUGUACCUAUUCGAUCUGCCCUGAGAACGUCAUAUAUAAUCUUAAUCCUCAUUGGAUUGUUUAUAGCGUCUUGGACUCCUUAUGCUGUGGUCACGUUUGUUGGUCAAUUUGGAGACAGCCAAACAAAGAUAGAGCCUUGGAUUUCUGCUCUUCCAGCCAUAUGUGCUAAGGCGUCCGUGGUGUACAACCCCAUAGUGUACGGCCUCUCUCAUCCACAUUUCCGGUCGUCAAUCCGGAACUACAUAUCGGGCUGUACGACGGUGGGUCACAGCCACACUGAGCUGUGCACCCCAGGACGCAAUCAGCGGUUAGUGACGAACAAGAGCCUCAACCGAUUCGCUUUGCUCACCGGACAGGACCGGAACCGAGCGAACGUCGUCGAACUGAAAUGCGUACGUCACCGGAGGGUGCCGCCGGACUCAAAUUCGAUUGGCAUGGACUAUUACAGCGAACCCGACUGCCGGUCGUAUCGUAAUUAUGUGUUUUCAAACUGCAGGAGCCUAACCUUGACUAUGGAACCGAACCGGGGCUCGGCGAUCAUCAAAAUAGACAAAGUUCCAUUUAAAGUCGUCAUGUCCACAAUCAGAAGUAAAAGCGUCAACGGGAAAAUAAACACGAUAACUGACAAAACAGAUUGUUCCGAAGAGUCAAAUGAAAAUCAAAAUGAAGAAGCAAAAAAAAACAGUAUAUCUGAUCAGUUUGUAUUCGAUUUUUAAUGUUCACCCGUUUACUUAAAUAUUUAAAAUAAAAAUUUUACUAUUUCUAGAACUUAAAUUUUAAUCAGUGCUAAAUAAUACUUAGAUGUCCAUGGUAAUAAUUAUUAAUUUUAUCUAUAUUGUUAAUAAAUUAUAUGAUAGAAUCAAUGUCAUUGUAAUUUUUGGACUGACCAGGGUCAGUAUGUAAUAAAAACAUAAAUAAUUAUAGAUUUAAUUGUAUCGCCUAUAAAAAUUAUUAUUAUAGAAAUAUAAUGUCCUAAACCUGUAUUAUUAUAUAUAGCCUUAUAGGUACAAUGUAAAUGCCAAGUUACACACUAACUCAUAUUAUGAUAAUAUAAUGUGUUAUGUGUAGUUAUAAAUAAUCCAUCAUUAUUAAAAUAAGUAUACUAUUCGUUACCAUUUCAAUAAAUGUAUUUAAUUUGAAUUAAACCUUCUCUUUGAUAUUUCA